ACACAGACACACAAGUUCAGACUCAGCAGUCUUCUAUUUCUACUCACCACACGUGAAGAUUUGAUUCCAGAUUCUGAACCAGAUCAGUGACCGAUCCGUCAGACAGACGCAAUGACAGCCGGAAGCGCUCCACGAGACAGGUAUAAUGCUGUAUGGAUCAUAUUCUUCAUUCUGGGCCUGGGAACUCUGCUGCCAUGGAAUUUCUUCAUGACUGCUACCAUGUACUUCACCCAGCGUCUGAAGGACCCACAGACCCAUGGAGAACACAAUCAGACAGUCAACGGGUCGGUGGUGAUAGAGGGUGACACCCGUAACGUCCUGGAGUCAAAGUUCAACAACGUGAUGACGCUGUGUGCCAUGGUACCGCUGCUCAUCUUCACCUGCCUCAACUCCUUCAUCCACCAGAGGAUUCCUCAGAAGUUGAGGAUCUCAGGCAGUCUGUCUGUCAUUUUCGUGGUGUUUCUCAUCACAGCUGUGCUUGUGAAGGUGGAGAUGGAGCCCCUGCCGUUCUUCGCGUUCACUAUGAUCAAAAUCAUCUGCAUCAACUCGUUCGGAGCCAUUCUGCAAGGGAGUCUGUUUGGUUUGGCUGGAAUGCUCCCAGCGUCCUACACUACGCCCAUCAUGAGCGGACAGGGCCUGGCAGGGGCGUUUGCGGCCUUCUCCAUGAUCUGUGCGCUCGCCUCGGGCUCAGCGUUACAGGACAGUGCCUUCGGCUACUUCAUCAUUGCCUGUGUGGUCAUUCUCCUGGCCAUCGUCUCUUACCUCGCUCUGCCUAAAAUGGAGUUUUUCCAGUAUUUCUCUGAGAGCAGUGGCUCUCGAUCCAGCGCUGAUCAGGAAAACAAGAUGGAUUUGCUUAAACCAGAAGGUCAAAGAGAGAAGAGCCUGACUGAUGAAGAGAGCAGACCCGCCGUGUCAGUGUUUGGCAUCUUCAAACAGAUCUGGGUGAUGGCUCUUUCUGUGUGCUUCGUGUUCGCUGUCACCAUCGGUAUCUUCCCAGCCGUCACUGUUGAGGUGAAGACCACUGUUGUUGAAGAGGGGAACGGUUGGGAUACUUACUUCAUCCCUGUGUCCUGCUUCCUCCUGUUUAACAUGAUGGACUGGGUCGGCAGGAGCCUGACUGCUGUCUGUAUGUGGGUACGUGUGUGUGUGUGUGUGUGUGUGUUAAUCAGGGUCAGACAGGGACUCUCAACACGAGUUGUGAAUGCUUUAUUAAGGCUCUAUCCUGUUAAGAUGUGUUUUUUAUCUGAAAAAAGAGCAGAGCAGGAAAAACACUGUUGAGUAGUUUCUUUAGAAAAUGUUUAAAGGUGCUGUAGGGAACUUUUGUAAAAAAAUAUUUUUUACAUAUUUGUUAAACCUGUCAUUAUGUCCUGACAGUAGAAUAUGAGACAGAUAAUCUGUGUAAUAAAUCAAGCUCCUCUGGCUCCUCCCAGUGCUCCUAUUGCCAUUUGCAGAAACUCCAUCGCUCCCGGUAAAAUACAACCAAUCAGAGCUGCGGUCCGUAACUUUGUUUGUGUUCAAAAUGUAGAAAAAUGAACAUAAUAAGCGAGUACACCAUGAAUCCAUUUUCCAAACCGUGUUUUUAGCUUGUCCUGAAUCACUAGGGUGCACCUAUAAUAAGUGUUUAUAUUCGGACUAUUUUAGAUUGCUUCGGGGGUACCGCGGCGGAGUAACCCAGUACCUUUGUGAUUCUUCAUAGACAUAAACAGAGAGAAGUAGUUCCGGCUACGAUGUUCUGACGCAAGCAGUUCUGUUUAUUAACCGCUAGAGCGUCAAAAGUUCCCUACCGCAGCUUUAAAGAGCAGUGACCGAAAUCAUGUGACUUCAUAUAUUAUGCGGAACAGAUUGCUUUUUCCAAACAGGGACCACAGGCUGUCAAGCUUCAUAAAGUACCAUCUUCUGAAGUCCUAUGAUGGCUUUGUGAGCGGAACAGACUGAAAUAUGUUAUUAACCAAAAAUCUGUUGCAACUAUUUAUUUUCAUUCAUGCCGUUUUAAUCUGUUCCUAAUACCAAAACUAUUUUCAUGACUAAUGUUACAGUACUUUUUUAGUUAUAUAUGGCUGCAAAAAUCAUAAUUGGUGAUUAUUCCCUUGAAAUU
This is a messenger RNA of Carassius gibelio (silver crucian carp), 2095 nucleotides long. Its product is annotated as equilibrative nucleoside transporter 1. Gene Ontology annotation, cellular component: plasma membrane. The coding region runs from base 112 to 1278 and encodes 388 amino acids. Gene Ontology annotation, molecular function: nucleoside transmembrane transporter activity. Lineage: Eukaryota; Metazoa; Chordata; Actinopteri; Cypriniformes; Cyprinidae. The record is from RefSeq and is a predicted model, not a curated record. The transcript is spliced from 12 exons. Gene Ontology annotation, biological process: uridine transmembrane transport; nucleoside transmembrane transport.